GGUUAGCUUGAGAACCCCCUCAAAUGCUACUCCACUUGUAAUUAAGCCACAAAACACACAGCCAUGAAAACCCUUGUUCUAAUGUGGGUACUACUUCUAACGUUGAUCUCUUUUACAGCAUCUGAAACAUACACCCUCAUUAACUCUACCAAUUUAGCAAAGCCAGGUUGCCCCAGCCGAUGCGGAGAUGUAAUUGUUCCCUACCCUUUUGGCAUCGGCAACAACACCAAUUGUUCUAUAGGCCAUGGGUUUAACGUCUACUGUAACCAAACUUCAGAUCCUCCAAGGGCCACUUUAAGAGAAGAAGCUUACACCUCACUCAAACUUAUAUCUGAUUCUACACUCAGGACUACCAAUAAGGUGUCUUCCAGAUGCUAUUUACCAAACGGCACAGUUUCAACUUCAUUCCAGAUUUCCCUGGGUUAUGCAGAUUUGCCUUACACCUUCUCGGAAGUAAAUAAGUUCAUAGUCAUCGGCUGCGAUGAUUAUGCUUGGCUGACUUCAGGAACGCAGUCUAGGAAUAUAUCUACAGGUUGUAUGGUCUUUUGCUCAACACCAGAGGAUGUUGUAGGUGAUCAGUGUUCAGGCAAUGGGUGUUGUCAAUCAGCCAUACCGCACGACAUAAAAUACUAUGGAACUCAGCUCAGGACCUUGCAGAAUUCAGACGACAUGAACAAUACGAGGACUUUUAAUCCUUGCACAUAUGCGUUUGUUGGUGAGGAAAACGCAUUCAAGUUCAAUGGUGCAGCAGAUUUGAAAGAUACUUCCUUGAGUGAAACGAUUGAACCAAGUGUCCCAAUAGUGCUUGAAUGGGCUAUUGGUAAUCUGAGUUGCAGUGAUGCCAAAGCUAUCGACGGUUUCGCCUGCCAAUCAAACAGUAAGUGUGUUGAUUCUAAAAGGGAAAGCGGUGGGUACCGUUGCAUUUGUAGUGAAGGCUAUGAAGGAAAUCCUUAUCUAUAUCCUGGUUGCCAAGACAUCAAGGAGUGCGACGAUAAAAGCAACAUCAGCUGCUAUGGUCGUUGCAGUAAUACUGAAGGGGGUUACAAGUGUACAUGUUUUCCAGGAUACAUCGGUGAUGCAACAAUACCAGAGGGCUGUCAACCUGCUCCUAAAGACUCGAAAUUCCCAGUUAUGGUAUUCACUUUAGCUAGUAUGCCUAUCAUACAUAGAGAUGUCAAGUCUACCAAUAUACUAUUAGAUGAUAACUAUACCACAAAAAUAUCUGAUUUUGGUGCUUCAAGGUUGGUUCCAUUGGAUCACGAUCAAGUCACCACUCUUGUUCAAGGCACACUUGGGUACUUGGAUCCUCAAUACUUCAACACUAGCCAACUGACUGACAAGAGUGAUGUAUAUAGUUUUGGAGUGGUCCUUGCAGAACUCAUAACUGGACAAAAACCCCUUUGUGCAGAUAGAACAAAUGAAGAAAAGAAUUUAGCAACAUACUUUGUCAAGUCGAUGAAGCAAAACCGGCUGUAUGAAAUUGUUGACCCACGAGUGCUACGUGAAGGGACUCAAGAGCAGAUACAAGCAGUAGCUGAGCUGGUAAAGAGAUGCCUUAAGUUAGAAGGUGAUGAUAGACCUACGAUGAAAGAGGUGGAAAUGGAGCUAGAGAGCUUGAAAAAGUUAACCACUCAUCCUCGGGUUGAACAACAAACAAAUGAAGAAUCUAGAAGCUUAAUCCUAGAAGUUGAACAAUCCGAUCUUCACAAUCUGCCAUUGAUCCCAUAUAGUUCUAAUGAAUGGGAAUCUUAUUCAAGUAGUACCAAAAUGGCGUUUCCAGAAAACAAGCCGCGUUAACUUUUUGGGUUGUAACUGAGAAUUGCGACUUUGCUUUCAGCCACAUGGAACUCUUCUUUCCCUGAUAACUUC
Cynara cardunculus var. scolymus (artichoke) is the source of this 1869-nucleotide messenger RNA. RefSeq names its product wall-associated receptor kinase 5-like. NCBI's taxonomy places the organism in Eukaryota, Viridiplantae, Streptophyta, Magnoliopsida, Asterales, Asteraceae. The transcript has 3 exons. Gene Ontology annotation, biological process: cell surface receptor signaling pathway; protein phosphorylation. Gene Ontology annotation, cellular component: plasma membrane. Gene Ontology annotation, molecular function: polysaccharide binding; ATP binding; protein serine/threonine kinase activity. The coding region runs from base 64 to 1797 and encodes 577 amino acids. The record is from RefSeq and is a predicted model, not a curated record.